CUCAGGGCCCUCGACAGCCCUCCGCUUGUCCUGCACGGACAUACCACCCACCCGGACUUGGAUCCCUUGCUCCCUACGCUGGGCAGGAUUAGGAUCUGUCCUCGAACCUAGACCCUGACCCUACAUCCUGGACACUGGAACCAAGCCUGUCCCAGCCGGCACCCCCCACCCACACACACUCUCCCCUACACCCCUCUGCCCAGCGCGCCCAUGAUCCGGGUUCGCGGAGUCUUGCCCGGAACCAGGUGCUCCCCUCCAGCCCUCGGACUUGGACCUCCUAGCACGCCACGGGACCCCAGGUUGUCCUGUGCCCCAUUCCCCGGCCCGGGAGUUCUCCUCAUUUCCCCACUCCACGCGCCCGAGCCCACGGAUGCCAGGGGCCCUGAGCCAGACUUUCCCGCCAGCAGAUCCCGACUGGGCCUCCUACAAGCUGGGGAUCUUCAUCUGUCUGAACUGCUCCGGAGUCCACCGCAAUUUCCCCGACAUCAGCAGAGUUAAAUCCGUGCGGCUUGACUUCUGGGACGACAGCAUCGUGGAGUUUAUGACCCACAACGGAAACCUCCGAGUGAAGGCCAAGUUCGAAGCCAGAGUUCCAGCUUUCUAUUACAUCCCCCAAGCCAGUGACUGCCUGGUCUUAAAGGAGCAAUGGAUUCGAGCAAAAUACGAGCGACAGGAAUUUAUGGCUGAUGGGAAAAUCAUCUCCCCACCAGGCAAUCGCGAGGGCAUCCUGUGGAAGCGAGGGAGGGACAACGCUCAGUUCCUGAAGAGGAGGUUUGUGCUUCUGGCAAGAGAAGGCCUACUGAAGUACUACACCAAGGAGGAGGGGAAGAACCCCAAAGCUGUCAUCAGCAUCAAGGACUUGAACGCCACCUUCCAGACGGAGAAGAUAGGGCAUCCUCACGGGUUGCAGAUCACCUACCAGAAAGAUGGCCACACCAGGAACCUGUUUGUGUAUCAUGAGAGUGGGAAAGAGAUAGUGGACUGGUUCAACGCCCUCCGGGCGGCGCGACUACAGUACCUAAAAACAGCCUUUCCCGAGCUCCCGGAAUCCGAGCUCCUGCCACUCCUCACUCGGAAUUACCUCAAACAAGGUUUCAUGGAGAAGACAGGGCCAAAGCAGAAAGAACCGUUCAAGAAAAGGUGGUUCGCCCUGGACCCCCAGGAGCGGAGGCUGCUGUAUUAUAAGAACCCACUGGAUGCCUUUGAGCAGGGCCAGGUUUUCCUCGGGAGCAAGGAGCAUGGCUAUGAAGUCUGUGAAGGCCUGCCCAAGGGUGUCCGAGGCAGCCGCUGGAAAGCCGGCCUCACCGUGGUCACUCCUGAGCGCAGAUUCGUGCUCACAUGCCCCAGCGAGAAGGAGCAGCGCGAGUGGCUGGAGAGCCUGCGGGAGGUCCUGACUUGUCCCCUGACGCCUCUCCUCGCCUCAUCCACAGAAGGUGGCCACAGCAGCAGGUGACCUGUCCAGCUAGGACCUGCUGUCCACGGCACACCUGGAGUUCCUGGUGGCAAGGGGGACGUUCUCACCUGGGCCCUGCUUGCCCACAGAAAGUGCCUCACAGUCAGGACUGACACCGUGACUUUAUACCCAGCGGGCUCCCUGGGCCUUCCCCUGACCAACCCCUGGGAACCUGGGGAUGCGGCACACAGGUGAACACGUUUGCCUCCCAGCAUCUGGUGUGCUCCCAGGCUGAAGAUGGCUGUCCAGCCCAGGCCUUCCUGACACGCAGCCUCAUGCACGUGGCAUCCUCCCACACACUGAAAGAUUAUUCUGAACCUAAACAUGAGGACUCUGUCAGGCAAAUCCACAUUAGAGGCCUUGUGCUCAACAACUGGCCGGGACCUUCGGAACUGACAGUAUUCUCAAAGAUGAAAUUGUAUGGGAACUGUUUUGGAUUCAAGGAGCGAAGACUUGUCAACCAACUGUGAUUCUUGAUUGGAUCCUGAAGUUUAAAAAAAACAUAAAGGCUAGAAUUAAGAAAUUUUAGU
This is a messenger RNA of Ochotona princeps (American pika), 1983 nucleotides long. RefSeq names its product ArfGAP with dual PH domains 2 (gene ADAP2). The record is from RefSeq and is a predicted model, not a curated record. The transcript is spliced from 11 exons. Gene Ontology annotation, biological process: positive regulation of GTPase activity. Gene Ontology annotation, molecular function: phosphatidylinositol bisphosphate binding; GTPase activator activity. Gene Ontology annotation, cellular component: intracellular membrane-bounded organelle; plasma membrane. NCBI's taxonomy places the organism in Eukaryota, Metazoa, Chordata, Mammalia, Lagomorpha, Ochotonidae. Bases 371 to 1453 code for a protein of 360 amino acids.